Molecule: messenger RNA, 2999 nt
Organism: Cydia strobilella
Lineage: Eukaryota; Metazoa; Arthropoda; Insecta; Lepidoptera; Tortricidae
Gene: ST5
Product: facilitated trehalose transporter Tret1-like
Exons: 10
Coding region: 174-1694 (506 amino acids)
Biological process (GO): transmembrane transport; carbohydrate transport
Cellular component (GO): membrane
Molecular function (GO): sugar transmembrane transporter activity
Source: RefSeq, a predicted model, not a curated record
CACGGCAGUCCGCGCCGCGCUCUACCGCCGGAACAACCGCGCUGUGCCUCAUGUAUCUAAAUAACGUUACAAAGUUCACAUGAAGUGACAUUAAAUAAUGUGAUAUUACUAUAAGAAAACCCUGUGAUAUUGCUUUAAUUUUUAUCUUAUAAAAGUGAAUAUUCAGUCAUAAAAUGGCAAAGGAGGCAAACGACAGCACGCCAUUUGUUUACAAUGGCACAACCACGCCAGUCAUCUCCAAAACACCGUUACCUCAGAAGCCUAACAACAGCAAAGCUGGAAGAGGCAAAGCCCUUAGACAAAUCCUAGCGUCAUUAGUAGCCAAUCUGGGAACUAUCAAUACUGGCAUGGCAUUCGGGUUUUCCGCUACGGUGCUGCCGCAGUUGAAGAGCAAUGAAUCUAGUAUACAUAUCACAGAAACUGAAGCCAGUUGGAUUGCCAGUCUCAGCUCGGCCGGCACGCCCGUGGGUUGCCUGCUCAGCGGCUACCUUAUGGAUGUGAUCGGCCGCCGCCUGACUCUCUUGAUCACAGAAGUGCCGCUGAUCCUCGGGUGGCUGCUCAUCGCUUUUGCUUGCAAUAUCCCCAUGAUCUAUGUCGGCAGGCUGAUGAUAGGACUUGGGUCCGGGAUGGUGGGCGCCCCGGCCCGCGUUUACACUUGCGAAGUCUCGCAACCGCAUCUCCGUGGCAUGCUGGGUGCAUUGGCCUCUGUAGGGGUCUCCACGGGUGUUUUAAUAUCGUACGUGAUCGGCAGCAUGACAGCAUGGAACAUCCUAGCCGGCGUGAGCGCCAUCGUUCCCAUGCUGUCACUCCUCGGCAUGCUGGUUCUGCCUGAAACUCCCAACUACUUACUGGCUCAUGACAAGCGAGACCGCGCCGAGAGCUCGCUAGUGAAGCUUCGAGGGUCCACCUGCGACAUCGACGAGGAGAUUCAGAGGAUGAUCACCUUCAAGGAGAAGAACCAUGUAGAACCGUUGACGAGUGUGAAAGAGUACAUCAAGGCGCUGCUGUCCCCGUCUGCGCUGAAGCCGUUUGCUAUCCUGGCCGUCUACUUCUUCAUCUACCAGUGGUGCGGCGUCAACACCAUCACCUUCUUCGCCGUUGAAGUCUUUAGGGCCUCAGGCGCAACCAAGGAGAACCAGUAUUGGCUGACAAUAGCUAUGGGCAUAGUGCGGGUCAUAUUCACGGUGGUCGGGUGCAUACUGUGCCGGCGCUGCGGACGGCGGCCGCUCACAUUUGUCUCAGCGGUGGGCUGCGGGUCGACGAUGAUCGUAUUGGCGAUCUACAUGUACUUCAUCGAGCAGUGGAAGCAGGCCGGCGUCGCGCCGAUGUACGCCUGGAUCCCCGUGGCGGCCAUCUUCAUAUUCAUGAUAUCCUGUACCCUGGGGUACCUCAUCGUGCCUUGGAUCAUGAUUGGCGAGGUGUAUCCCACGCAGGUUCGUGGCAUAGUGGGGGGCAUAACGACGACAGCAGCACAUCUCUCUGUAUUCUCCGUUGUCAAGACAUUCCCCUUCCUCAAGGACGCGCUCAACUAUUAUGGCGCCUUCGCCCUUUACGGUGCCAUGUCUAUUGGUGGCAUCGCCUUCUUCUACAUAUUCCUACCUGAAACGAAAGGCCGUACUCUUCAGGAAAUCGAAGACUACUUCUGCGGCAGAACUAAAACUCUCAAGCAACCCAAUAAGGCCGAGGGCGCGUGAUCAACGUAGUACACAUUUGAUAUUUCAAAUUGCAUUUCGUGUGUUUCAGUCAGGCUUUUUGUAUGUUAUGUUCUCGAGGUAAGGAAACGUUUGGUAGACUUGAUGUUUUUCUAUGAAUUUGGCAAACGAUUGAAAUGCUAAGAUAUUUAGCACCAGGCAUACCUAUAUCUUUCAGUUAAUGUAAAAAUCUAUCAGUAGUUUAAAUAUUUUAUAACUACUUACGGCUACGAGACCGCCUAAUCUCAGAAAACAACCAUUUUAUAGGUAUGCUCACGCUUUCUUUGUGAAGUACCUACAAUGUGAAGUAUGUUCCUACCUACAAAUUUCACUGACUCAGUACCUAGCUAUUUUAUGAAUGGGUAUGGGCGAAUGAAGGUUUCGCUCUCUCUUUAACGCAAAUGCCUUAGAUACGUAAAGUACGUCUACUUAAUCUUUAUAUUGUAGGUAAGGAUCAUGUAGAAGAUAAAGAGAUUUCAACUAAACGAGUAUUAUAAAAAUAUACCUACGUUUAAGUAGUCACUAGUCUACUGGUAACGGUACCGGUAGUCGGUUCCCUAACAUAAGUAUCCACUUUUACAUACAUACAAUUUUAUUAGUAUGGCGACGUGAGUACUUGAAGUUGGGGCACCGACCGUACAUCUUGACUAAUGUUACCAAAAACGUGCCAUUAAACAAAUAUUUUAAGAUUUUGUUAUACAGCGUGUAUUUUAUUUGAUAUGAACAUAUAUUCCAAUGGUACAUAAUUAGGCUAAUUAAGGCCUAAUGAACAACGGCUAAUUAAGGUAAUGAAAAUUUAACGAAACAAAUAAGUUUGUUUGUAGUUUCCGUCCGAUCCGAUUACACAUUGAAAGUCGUCGGAAACAUCUAAAAAUUAUGGCUAAAUAUCCAAAAUACACGCUGUACGAGUAUAGUUUACUAUCAAGUUAUUUAUUUAAUUUUUAACGAAAAUAAAAUUGGAUGUUGCUUGUAUCUCUCUUAUUUAAAACAAAUCUAAAUGGGGAAAAGAAUCGUCAGCAGGCGCAUAUCGAAUAUUGAAAAAUUAUAAUAUGCGGAAAAUUAUAUUACUUAGAUGGAAAGUUAUUUAAGUUAAUAUUUCUGGUACAAGCCUAUUCUAUUUUUGAAUUCUUAGACAUUUGCUAUACCUACUUAAGUAAAUGCCAAAAAUAAAACAACUUACUCGUACAAAAAGCCAUUGUUGUUGUAUUCACCAGAACUUGUAAAUUUGUAAAACAAGAGUAUUCCUACAUGGUGCUGAAUGUUGUUAGUUAACUAUGCAUGUAUGCAUUUUUCGUAAAUAAGAGCUUC